Molecule: messenger RNA, 563 nt
Organism: Pollicipes pollicipes
Lineage: Eukaryota; Metazoa; Arthropoda; Thecostraca; Pollicipedomorpha; Pollicipedidae
Exons: 5
Coding region: 1-423 (140 amino acids)
Source: RefSeq, a predicted model, not a curated record
AUGGACCUCCGUCACGCCUCCCUGAAGGCGCUGGUGCUGGCUGUUUAUUAUUAUGCAGCCCAGGCACCACUGUACCUGGUCGCAAGGGAGUCGGGGCUCUCCCAGCAGACCCUUGUGGAUUGGACAAACUUCCUGAGAGAGAUCUGGUCAGACCAGUGGGCCGGCUACGGCCUGCUGGCGGUCGCCGGUUUCGUCCACCGCACCGUAAAUCAUUCGGUGGAGUUUGUCCGCGCCGAUGGUGUCAACACCAACACAGUAGAGGGCAUGUGGUCGGUCAUGAAGGCCAAGCUGAAGCGGACGCGGGGCACAUCACGCCAGAUCCUGCCAAGCUACUUGGACGAGCACAUGUGGCUCAAACGCCAUGGCCGCAGUAACACGUUCCCUGAGCUUCUGCGGGCCAUCCGGCAGCAGUACCCAGUGUAGGGCAGGUCCGUCCGCGUCGGUCCGGCUCGCUCGGCGUCCGAACGGCGUCUUGCGUAGUUCGCCGCCUUCCGAGCAAGAGUAGCCACACCGCCUGGUGUUUUGACUGGUGUUUGUUGUAAGUACGUGUGUUCGUUUUGCUA